AUGAAACUCUAUGUGAAAAGAGUAAAUGCAAAGGGUGGCGUCUUCACAAUCACUGUUGAUGGUAAAGAUACGGUAGCAAGUUUGAAGCAAAGAAUUGGUGGUGUUCUGGACCUGUUUCCAGAUGCUGUGCGUUUGCUUCACCAAGGACAUCCUCUCAGCAGUGCAGAGGCGAGUCUUGGAUCUUACGGUAUCGAAGAUAGCAGCCGAAUAAAUGUUGUUUAUGUUCCAUCUACUGACAUGAACUCGACAGUCCCAAAAGUUUUGAGCAGCUUUCUUUUUGAUCACUGUCCUCCAAAUGUCCUGCCAACGAUUACCGAGAGAUACCAAUUCAGUUUGGCAAAAAAAGUUAAAAGCUUCAAUUUGGAUGAAUUGGAGCGCUAUGCAAAGUUCAGGAACCAACACAUACCUUGA
Messenger RNA from Brugia malayi, 411 nucleotides. RefSeq lists its product as uncharacterized. Bases 1 to 411 code for a protein of 136 amino acids. NCBI's taxonomy places the organism in Eukaryota, Metazoa, Nematoda, Chromadorea, Rhabditida, Onchocercidae. The transcript is spliced from 4 exons. Gene Ontology annotation, molecular function: protein binding. The record is from RefSeq and is a predicted model, not a curated record.